Messenger RNA from Trichoplusia ni (cabbage looper), 2034 nucleotides. RefSeq names its product hyccin (gene Hyccin). The coding region runs from base 190 to 1719 and encodes 509 amino acids. Gene Ontology annotation, cellular component: plasma membrane. Gene Ontology annotation, biological process: phosphatidylinositol phosphate biosynthetic process; protein localization to plasma membrane. The record is from RefSeq and is a predicted model, not a curated record. Lineage: Eukaryota; Metazoa; Arthropoda; Insecta; Lepidoptera; Noctuidae. The transcript is spliced from 8 exons.
ACCCCUCUACACCCCCCUACAAGUAGGUACACCACCUUGUUAUGAAAUGUCAUCUGUGAAUUUUAUGUUUUAAUUCUAAUAAAAAUAAAAAGUGAUACACUGUUUUGUACCAUGCACGAAAUAAUCGUCAACUAUAUAAAUUAAUAUAAUAAGUCUGCUUUGUGUUCAUCGGAAAAAAAAAUUGUUAUAAUGGCAGAAUGGAAACAACUGAUAACUGAGUGGCUAAAUGAGUAUGCUGCAUUACAAGAAAAUGAAAUAAAGAGUUUUGCUGCUGAACAUGAACACAAUCAUGAAAUAGCAACCACCAUAUUCAACCUGUUCUAUGCUGAAGAAGAGAGUGAAGCAGCUACACCAGUUACCCCACCCACAUGUUGUAGUAAGUUACAAAGUGAGCCACAAAAUGAGCAGAUAUUAGAGAAUGUUUGUACCCAGCUAUUCAGCUUCUACAGGUCAAAAGAGGUUGAGUUACAAAGAUUCACUCUACAGUUUGUUCCCACCCUUAUUUAUAACUAUCUAAGUUCUGUAGCUCAAGGAAACAAGAAGACAUGUCGCUGCAUAGAAACUUUAUUGAUUGGAUUGUAUAACUAUGAAGUGGUGGAUGAAUCUGGAAAACCUAAAGUGGUGUCCUUUAGACUACCAUCACUGGCCCAAUCUUCUAUAUACCAUGAACCUCUAUCAUUGGGAUCCCAGUUUCUAACAGAGAGUGCAUUAAGGAGAUGGGAGGACUGCAACACUAAACUAGUGAGUUGGGGACCCCUGCCUCAAGUUGAAGUCAUCAAUGCACAAAAUCGUUUGAGAGUCAUGUCAGCAUUGCUCUUCAUAUACAACCGUCAGUUGAGUUUGCUGCCUAAACUGGCUUUACGUCAUUUCUGCAUUGCUAGUUCUAGGAUAGUAACGCAAGGAUUUAAUAAGAAAACCAGUGGUUCAUCAGGAAAACAAAUAUCGAGAAUACCAGUGACUUCUAAUUUCUUAUUGGAAAUGAUAGAAGGCUGUUACUUUGCCAUGUUUAAUGAAUUUUACACAUUGGCCUAUCAAGCUGUGAAAGAUAUUGACCAAAGAGCAAAAUAUGAACUGUUUCCAGAUGUGAUGUUGGUAUCCAGUGCUGUGAUAAACUCCUUAAAAAAUAACCCUUCAGGCCAACCAAUGGAUGGUCCUAUGGGUAUCAGUGUAGCAUUGUCUCCGGCUACCACUACAGUCACUAUGUCUAAGUCAAUGAUUACUAACGCAUCAUUCCGCACGAAGAAGUUACCUGAUGACAUUCCUAUACAAGCUGGACAAGUAGUACCAACAGACUCAGCAGACAUGCUUACUUCAAUUAUUGAAGAGUGUGAAGCGGAAGCCGCCCCCAUACAGCGGGGUGCUGCCGUCCGGAAUUCCAAACCAAAACUAAGCUCGUUCCCAGUACUAGGCAAAAAGGCGAAGGAUGGAAAAGAAAAAGGUGCUGCUAUGGCCGAAAAAAAGGUUACUCUCAAGGAGUCUUCUAAAGGUAUAUGGAACUCACUUAGCGGCGGCGGGGGUGAUAUGGUAGAUGCGCAGCAAAAGACAAAUGUUAACGAUAAUUCCUCCGAAGCCAAUGGUAGUAUGAAAGAUGAAAAGAUUUCAAUGACUUCUAUACUUAAUAGUACUGAAAAUUCAGACACUCGUUCUCAGGUUACUACUGACUCUCUUGACAUGGAAACAACCCCGCGUUUCGCGGCUAUGCAAGUCAGUUCCGUGUAACUGAUUGUCCAUCUUUUAUGACCUCCAAACUUUAAUGGUUAUGCAUAUUACUUUUAUCAUGUAAUGUGGUACUUAAUGUUUCAAGGUGGUAGUAUAGUAAUUUAACAUGCCAACAUUCCUAUUGUGGAGAACCUUGAUGUUAAAAGUAUGGUUACGGUAAACGAGUUAAAUAAUAUAUUCAAAUAGGCUUGUUAUUGAUUCCAAUAUAUUUUCUUUAGUUACCUAAUUACAGAAAUAAUGUCUAUCAAACGUGUUAUAAAUUGUUGUUUUUAAUAUAUAACAAAAUUUAUCAGGUAAUAAAAGUCUUCAGUAUUU